GCGCCAGACUGUGUAGCUCCGCUGGCCUGGCCGCCCGCAGGUUGGGAAGAAUUUCCUGACCCGCGGCCCCGUGAUGGGGCUAGCACCGCUGCCACCGAUGCUGCUGUUGCUGCUGCUUCUGCUUCCUUGGCUCUUCGUCCUAGGGCUUUGGAAAGGCGCUCUGGCUGAGGAGAGGAAAGAAUCCGUGCCCAGCCUGCCAUUCCCAGGAGACCUGGCUGACCUUGUGCCGUCCGCCUUUCCUCCUACCCCUGGGGCCCAGCCUUUUAUGGUGUUGUCACCAGUCCUGCCUGGAAGACCCCACACAGGAAGUGCAGCCAUUCCCAGCGUGACCUCGGCCAGCUCCAAGCUCAUACCACCUCUUGUGUUUGAUCGCACAGUUAGCCACAUAAUACUUUCUGAACACAAAGACGUCAAGUUUAAUUGCUCAAUCAGUAUACCUAACACGUACCAGGACGCCCAUAUUUCUUGGUGGAAAGAUGGGAAGGAACUGCUUGGGGCACAUCAUGCAGUUACUCACUUUUAUCCAGAUGAUGAAGUUACAGCAGUGAUUGCGUCCUUCAGCAUAACCAGUGUGCAGCGUUCAGACAGUGGGUCGUAUUUCUGUAAGACGAACAUAAACAAUGAAGAGAUCGUGUCUGACCCCAUCUAUGUUGAGGUACAAGGACUUCCUCACUUUACAAGGCAACCUGAGAGCAUGAACGUCACAAGAAACACUGCCUUCAACCUCACCUGUCAGGCCGUGGGCCCACCAGAGCCCGUCAACAUUUUCUGGAUUCAAAACAGCAGCCGUGUGAGCGAAAGGUCCGAAAAAUCCCCAUCUGUGCUAACUGUUCCUGGUCUGACUGAGACAGCGGUCUUCAGCUGUGAAGCCCACAAUGACAAGGGGCUGACCGUGUCCAAGGGCAUACAGGUCAACAUCAAAGCCCUGCCCUCCCCGCCAGCUGAAGUCAGCGUUCAGAACAGGAGCGCACAUGGCUUCCUGGUCUCCUGGGUCCCGGGCUUUGAUGGAUACUCCGUGUUCAGCAGUUGCAGCAUUCAGGUCAAGGAAGUUGAUCCUCUGAGUAAUGGCUCCAUCAUGAUUUUUAACACCUCUGCUUCUCCACCUCUGUAUCAAAUUGAGCAGCUGCGAGCUCUGGCUAAUUACAGCAUUGGCGUGUCCUGCAGGAAUGAGAUUGGCUGGUCCACGUGGAGCCCUUGGAUCCUUGCCAGCACAACCGAAGGAGCCCCAUCGGUAGCACCUUUGAACGUCACUGUGUUUCUGAAUGAAUCUAGUAACAAGUUGGACGUCAGAUGGAUCAAGCCUCCGAUUGAGCGGCAGGAUGGGGACCUGGUGGGCUACCGGGUAUCUCACAUGUGGCAGAGUGCAGAUGCCUCCAAAGAGCUGAUAGAAGAAGUCAGCCAGAAUGGCAGCCGUGCUCAGAUUCCCGUUCAAGUCUACAAUGCCACGUGCACAGUGAAGGUCGCCGCUGUCACCAAAGGAGGGGUCGGACCGUUCAGUGUGCCACUGAAAAUAUUCGUCCCUGCACAUGGUUGGGUAGAGUUUGCCCCCUCGUCAGCUCCAGUACCUGGCAACACCGACCCCGUGCUCAUCGUCCUUGGCUGCUUCUGCGGAUUUGUUCUGAUUGGGCUGGUUUUGUAUGUUUCUCUGGCCAUCAGAAAACGAGUCCAGGAGACGUGGUUUGGGAACGCCUUCACGGGGGAGGAUUUGGAACUGGUCGUCAAUUACACAGCAAAGAAGUCCUUCUGUCGGCGAGCCAUACAACUCACCUUACGCAGCUUAGGAGUCAGCGAGGAGCUGCAAAAUAAGCUAGAAGAUGUUGUGAUUGACAGGAACCUUCUAACUCUUGGAAAAAUUCUGGGUGAAGGAGAGUUUGGGUCCGUGAUGGAAGGAAGCCUUAGUCAACAAGAUGGGACCUCUCAGAAGGUGGCCGUGAAGACCAUGAAAUUGGACAGCUUUUCUCAGCGAGAGAUUGAGGAGUUCCUCAGUGAGGCCGCAUGCAUGAAAGACUUCAGCCACCCGAACGUCAUCCGGCUCCUAGGUGUUUGUAUAGAAAUGGGCUCUCAGGGCACCCCGAAGCCCAUGGUGAUUUUACCCUUUAUGAAAUAUGGGGACCUACAUACCUACUUACUCUACUCCCGACUGGACACAGGAUCCAAGCCCAUCCCUCUGCAGACCCUGCUGAAGUUCAUGGUAGACAUUUCCCAGGGGAUGGAGUAUCUGAGCAACAGGAAUUUCCUUCAUCGAGACUUAGCUGCUCGAAACUGCAUGUUGCGAGAUGACAUGACUGUGUGUGUCGCAGACUUUGGCCUCUCUAAGAAGAUUUAUAGCGGCGAUUACUACCGCCAAGGCCGCAUCGCUAAGAUGCCUGUAAAGUGGAUUGCCAUAGAGAGCCUUGCGGACCGAGUCUACACCAGUAAAAGUGACGUGUGGGCAUUUGGCGUGACCAUGUGGGAAAUUGCAACGCGGGGGAUGACGCCCUACCCCGGAGUCCAGAACCAUGAGAUAUACGAGUAUCUCCUCCAUGGCCACAGGCUGAAGCAGCCGGAGGACUGCCUGGACGAACUGUAUGAAAUAAUGCACUCUUGCUGGAGGGCGGAGCCCUUGGACCGGCCCACCUUUUCCAUGUUGAGGCUGCAGCUAGAAAAGCUCUUGGAAAGUUUGCCCGAAGCACAGGACAAAGCCGACGCCAUUUACAUCAACACCCAGUUUCCAGAGAGUGGCGAGGGCCCGGCGGAGGGCCCCCCGCUCACACAGUUGGACAUGGACAUCGACCCGGACUCCAUCAUUGCGGCCUGCACGGCCAGCACAGCUGUCAGCGUGGUCACAGCCCAAGUUCAUGAGAGCAGACCUCACGAGGGAAGGUACAUUCUAAAUGCAGGCAGUGAGAACUGGGAGGACCUGACUGCUGCUGCCUCGGCCACAGGGACAGCUGGGAAGAGUGGCAUUUUCCUGGAGGACAGGGCUGUAAGGAAUGGGGUCGCCUGGUCCCAGUGCAACACGCUGCCCUUGGGGAGCCCACCACAAGAUGAACUUCUGUUUGCAGACGACUCCUUAGAAGACUCAGAAGCCCUUGUGUGAUGAGGUCUGAGAGACGAUCCCAAACCAGGGAGAUUCCUCUGCCUUUGAGAUCCACAUCCGCCCAAAGUUUCUGGUGUCUGUCUUCCAUACCAAGUAAAUGCCACAUGUGAAAGCACCAGGUGAAUGUCGCUAAGUACGUCCUCAUUAAAAAUAAACUAUUUAUUUAAAGAGAAAAAUAUAUAUGUAUAUGGUGGAGAUAUAGAUACUAUAUUUUAAUAAGAGAUUACUUAUUUUAUGUCACUUAAUCUUGCUGAUUUUAAAACUUAAGCUUUAACAGCUUCACCUGUAGAGCUGCUCCUUGAUGUUAACAUUUGCACAAAAUUGUUUUUUUAAAGUUCUUUUCUUUUUCCUGACUAUUAAAUGUAAAAAUAUUUGUAAAAUGAAAUGCCACAUUGGACUUCGCUUCUGGUCUUAAGGAAAAUCUGAUAUUCUUCUGUGAAUCAUCUGUUUGAUAAGAACGAUUUUUUUGAUAUUUAAAGUUUUAUAACUGAUUAAUUCUUUGACAGAACUUUCUAAUAAAAUAUGAAUGAGGAAGGA
This is a messenger RNA of Pteronotus mesoamericanus, 3616 nucleotides long. RefSeq names its product MER proto-oncogene, tyrosine kinase (gene MERTK). The record is from RefSeq and is a predicted model, not a curated record. The coding region runs from base 74 to 3079 and encodes 1001 amino acids. Gene Ontology annotation, cellular component: signaling receptor complex; plasma membrane. Gene Ontology annotation, biological process: multicellular organism development; positive regulation of kinase activity; cell surface receptor protein tyrosine kinase signaling pathway. Gene Ontology annotation, molecular function: ATP binding; protein binding; transmembrane receptor protein tyrosine kinase activity. The transcript is spliced from 19 exons. Lineage: Eukaryota; Metazoa; Chordata; Mammalia; Chiroptera; Mormoopidae.